AUGUCACGGGAAUACUACAAUUUGCGAUUUGUCGUCACCACACCGACAUUGUCCAUCACCGAGUACAACUGCCUGAAAGAACCUUGUAACCAGAUUGGAUUCCUAAUUGGCGAUAAAAAAAUUAAAGUAUCAAAUGUUAUAACUGAUGAAUCGUUAAACAAUACCAUCACAGAAGAAACAAUAUGUGUGCAUGCUUCAUAUCCACUACCAGAUUUUUAUGAACAACUAUGUUCAAACCCAUUACAAAUAGACUACAAAAAAUUGAAAUACUUCCUACAGAAAUGUCCAGCAAAUUAUGAGAAAUCUAUUGUUGGUUGGUACAGAUUUCGUAGAAAUGCUGUAUUAUCUCCCAGUAUUGCUGAUAUUCGUUUCCAUGCACAACUCAGUAAUAUUUUUGAUAAAAUGAGCGUAUCAUCAAACAAAUUUCUAUUUUGCAUGUUGAACCAUAACUAUAUUGGUUCCAUGGAUCAUAAAUUCAAUCAUAUUUUUUACAGAUGUGACACUGGAAAAUGCUUGAACCCAGUUAAAGUUGAUAUUGUGAAUUUGAGUACAAAACCUUUCAUCGAAGAUGAUAAUCUUGGAUAUAAGACAAACAUUAAUUUAAUCGAUAACUGCAAAGCAUACACAGACACUAUAAAUAAAGUAUUUGGAAAUGGGAAAGAACAGUGUUCAAAAGUCUCUGUGUACAACAUGAGAACUGCUUUGCUUGAGGAGAUGAAUAAAAUGGUUAAACGGAUAGUAGAGAAUGAACAAGAAGUUAUCAAACUAAACACAUCUAUAGAAGCAAAAAAACAAGAGAUAGAAAAGAAAAAGAACUCUAGGCCAUGUAUUCCUAAAAUAUAA
Macrosiphum euphorbiae (potato aphid) is the source of this 843-nucleotide messenger RNA. The record is from the annotation of a GenBank genome assembly. Lineage: Eukaryota; Metazoa; Arthropoda; Insecta; Hemiptera; Aphididae.